This is a messenger RNA of Diaporthe amygdali, 768 nucleotides long. RefSeq lists its product as uncharacterized. The transcript has 4 exons. Bases 1 to 768 code for a protein of 255 amino acids. The record is from RefSeq and is a predicted model, not a curated record. NCBI's taxonomy places the organism in Eukaryota, Fungi, Ascomycota, Sordariomycetes, Diaporthales, Diaporthaceae.
AUGCGGUCGUCUGUGGUCCACAGCGAGCACUGCAGUCCAACUGAGCUGGCCAGCAAGCUCAUACAUGAGGGCCCUCACAAGCAUGAGCCCGCUAACCGGCGCAUCCGAGGGCUGCUAGGUGAUGAAUGGAUCUUUGAUACCUUGGCUGCCAGAUAUGUCUGGGAACAUCCGUAUUUUCCGUAUUACUACAUUCCAGAACAGGAUAUAGCAUCGGGCCCGGCCAAGAUCAAAAAAGAGAAGGAGGACAAGGCUGGCUUCUGGCUGGGAACUAUACACGGUGGCGGUGGGACUGCCGAAGCUCAGGGCUAUGAGAAAGGACCGCUGCAGGGCUUUGUCAAGGUCAAGGUUUCUGAUAUAGACUGGUUUGCAGAGGACGAGAAACUACUCGGCGGCCAUCCCAAGGAUCCUUAUAAACGCAUCGAGAUUCUUCCAUCCUCUCGCGAAAUACGCGUCGAGCUCCAUGGCACAAUUCUUGCCCAAAGCUUGAAUAACAUGUUCCUGCACGAAACCAUGCUGCCUACGCGUCACUACCUGUCACCAACUUCGAUUAAAGACUGGGGCUUGCUGAGCAAGAGCGAUACUACGACGUUCUGUCCCUACAAGGGGCAGGCUUCGUAUUACAAUGUGAAGGUAGGAGACUCGGAGAUUAAAGAUGGUAUAUGGUAUUAUGUGUAUCCGACCUCCGAGAGCGCUGCUAUCCAGGGACGGUUGUGCUUCUAUAAUGAAAAGUUUGAUGUCUUUGUCGACGGGGUGAAGGAAGAGCAAUGA